Molecule: messenger RNA, 1333 nt
Organism: Macadamia integrifolia
Lineage: Eukaryota; Viridiplantae; Streptophyta; Magnoliopsida; Proteales; Proteaceae
Product: RNA polymerase II subunit A C-terminal domain phosphatase SSU72
Exons: 6
Coding region: 347-973 (208 amino acids)
Biological process (GO): termination of RNA polymerase II transcription
Cellular component (GO): nucleus; mRNA cleavage and polyadenylation specificity factor complex
Molecular function (GO): RNA polymerase II CTD heptapeptide repeat phosphatase activity
Source: RefSeq, a predicted model, not a curated record
GAUCUAGAUCCCGACCUCUAGACAUCGACGUAAAAGAAUUUUGGUUCCGAAGUGGUUGACCCCAUGGUUUAAAAUAUUGGUGAAUCGGCCGAUUCAUAUAAAUGACCGAUUCCAAUCCGAUCUGAAUCAGCACGGAUUCCUGUUUUUAAAACUCUUGGUUUGCCGUUCUAAGUUUCCUUCUUUGGGUUCUUCCUCUGCAACUCUGUGAGUCGUGUCUUAUAAACAGUUGCAGUUAAGGUUAAAACCUCCGAGCUAGGGUUUUAAUCAAAAUUUUUUGUUUUGUUCUUUUCAUUAAUUUUUUCUUCCCAAAUUGCAACUCCGCCAUUAGUGAAUCCAAUAUUGAAGAAUGAAACUUCGACACGCGAUGGUUUGUUCUUCGAAUCAGAAUCGGAGCAUGGAAGCUCAUUCGCUCCUCAAAAGAGAGGGCUUAGAUGUCUCUUCUUAUGGUACUGGAGGUCAUGUUAAGCUUCCUGGGCCGUCUUUAAGGGAACCCAACGUUUACGACUUUGGUACCCCGUACAAGCAGAUGUUCGAUGAUCUUAGACGGAAAGAUCCUGAACUAUACAAGAGGAAUGGUAUCUUACCAAUGCUUAAAAGGAAUUCUUCUGUGAAACUUGCUCCUCAACGCUGGCAAGAUAAUGCUGCUGAUGGUUCCUUUGAUGUGAUCUAUGCACAUGAAGUGCUGGCUAAGUUAAUUGCACUGGGAUCCAAUCUAAAGAACUUCAAGACAGAUAUUGUAACUGAAAAAUUAGAUCUUCACAAUCGGGAGCAUGCUCUUAUGAAAAGUGUACUAGCGAUCAACUUGGAUGUAAAAGAUAACCAUGAGGAGGCAGCCAUUGGAGCUAGGCUUGCUCUGGAGCUUUGUCAACAGCUUGAAGCUGUUGAGUUUUGGGAGGAUUCUAUCGAUGACAUUGUUGCUGCAUUUGAGAAACAACAUCGGCGGAAGCUUUUAUAUAGCAUUUCUUUCUAUUAAAUUUUUCUUGGGGAUCUAUUAUGGUAAUAUGAGGACCUUCUUUUUCCUUCUGCCAUUUGGUGUCAAGUCAUCACAAAUGGGAAAUUUCUUGUUCUAAAUGACCACCUUCUAAUGUACUGAAGUGAACAUCUAAUUCCUCAAUUAUAAGGUCAAGGAAAAUGAUCCAAACCAUGUUGCUUGAAAUCCAGAAUCAGCAACUGGAACAAGUAUGAACUCAACCUAUGCAUCUCCAGGAUGAAAACCUAAUCUACAGGAUGUAUUUCUUUCUUACUUGGUUUAUGGGUUAACCUGAGCCCUUUCAUUGUUAUUACCUUUUUGUAUACUCAUUUGAAAUAUUUUUUUCACUCCCUCUUUCCUUUA